This is a messenger RNA of Rhincodon typus (whale shark), 3100 nucleotides long. RefSeq names its product monoglyceride lipase (gene mgll). Lineage: Eukaryota; Metazoa; Chordata; Chondrichthyes; Orectolobiformes; Rhincodontidae. Gene Ontology annotation, cellular component: membrane. The record is from RefSeq and is a predicted model, not a curated record. The transcript is spliced from 8 exons. The coding region runs from base 225 to 1124 and encodes 299 amino acids. Gene Ontology annotation, molecular function: lipase activity.
GAAAGCGUCAGGGCACCGCCAGAGGCAGUCGAUCUGGCUUCCGCAACUUAGAGAGAGAGAGAGAGAGAAAAUCAACAAGAUUUUUCAAGUGAAAUGUGAAACGACUUCAGAGCAAAGCAGGAGCGUCCUCAUUCUGGGUUAAAAUCUUCCCCUUUAAGCCCCCUCCUCCCGUGUUCUGUGUGGGGCGGGUAACGUGUAUUUAUUUAAGGUGCCUGGGUGCUGCAAUGUUGGAUGGAAGUGGGAACCGUGUGACACCCCAGGGCUUGCUGUACAAGGACCUGUCGCAUUUUGUCAACGCGGAUGGCAAUUACAUUUUCUGCAGAUACUGGGAGCCUCCAGAGCCGCCCAGGGCGUUAGUGAUGAUCAUACACGGUGCAGGAGAACACAGUGGACGCUAUGCAGAAGUUGUUUCAAUGCUAACAAAGCAAUCCCUGUUUGUAUUUUCACAUGAUCACAUUGGCCAUGGGCAGAGUGAAGGCAAGCGCAUGGUUGCAUCCGAUUUCAGAAUCUAUGUCCGGGACUGCCUGCAACAUCUUGAUCUGAUGAAGGACCGUCACCCAGGCAUGCAGAUCUUCCUGUUUGCACAUUCCAUGGGUGGAUUGAUGGCAAUCUACAUUGUGCAUGAGAGACCAGAGGACAUUGCUGGCGUGAUCUUUGUUGCACCGUUGGUGAUAUUGAAUCCCGAAGCUGCUACACCUCUAAAGGUAUUUUGUGCCAGAAUUUUGGACUACUUCUUGCCAAAUGUAGCUUUGGGAUAUAUGGAUCCACACUCUCUGUCAAGAGACGAAAAGGAGGUGAAAGACUACAUUGAUGACCCUCUCAACUACCACGGGCCGGUGAGGGUGCGAUUCGCUACCAUGCUGUUAAACGCUGUGAGCGGUGUCGAGAAGAUCUUGCCCACUAUAACAACCCAGAUAUUGCUUUUACAUGGCAAUGCAGACAAACUGUGUGACAUCAGUGGCUCCUACCUCUUCUACGAAAUCGCAGCCAGCUCAGACAAGACUCUGAAGGUCUUUGAGGGGUCUUUCCAUCAACUUCACAAGGAGCUGACCGAAGUCACUGAGGAAAUGUUUGAAUUGAUUGAAAAGUGGCUCAGUGAAAGGCUAUCCCCAGUAAAAACAUGAGCGAGGUGUGAAAAUGAGAGAGUUUACUAAUUUAAUUUAUACAGGGACUGAAUGGGAGGAUGGGUGGGAGGGGAAUAAAACCAGUUUCAAAUUAUCUGAUUAACAAAUUAAAAUCUUUUUUUACACAAAAAUAAAGUUAUUGAAUAGAUUGAUUUUUUUUUUGUGUUACUGCAUUAUAUACAGCAUUAUCUCAUUACUGUCCCACAUUUCCUCCCUGCCCCUACAUAUAAUCUCAAUUUUACAAUAACAGUUCCACAUUCAGUAUAAUUAGCAUUAUCAGCAAUCCUAUAAGCCAUUUGUUGACCCUCAUGCUGAAAUAGAACAUAUCAAAGAGAUCCUAUGAGAUAAUGGCUAUCCUCAUCUGACCAUUUCUUACUGUACAUAAUACAAGCUCACGAGAAACUUACUCUUGGUUCUGAGAAGUGCCAAAACAAGCUGUUUCGGUGCUGCUAUGCACUAACAACAUGAGAGGUUUGGGUUUGAUUCCUGGCCAAUGCGUGGCAGCCCUUUCUUGGGAGUGGCAUGGUGGCUCAGUGGUUAGCACUGCUGCCUCAUAGAGCCAGGGACCUGGGUUUGAAUCCAUCUGUGAGUUUGUGGACUUUGCACAUUCUCCGCAUUUCUGCUGGGUGCUCCGGUUUCGUCCCACAGUCCAAAAGAUUGGCUGCAUAUUUUGAGGGGGUUUGGUCUGGUCCAUAACCAUUGGCAGCCUCCAAGUAAGUUCAAAGUGACUGAACACUAAGAAAUUACAUUAUGAGCCAUAAGAUACAUCCUGUGCAGAUGUAUGAGAUUUUUUUUUUGUGUGUGUGUGUGUGCACAAAGUUACCUGGCCAGGAGCAUACAGCUGUAACUGUCUCUGAGCUCCAAAGGGAAAUCCUGAUGAAGGUUAGGGGGGAUGGUUUCCAUGGAGCACACAGGCUCAUUGUGGUGAGGACAGCGAGGUCUGAGGCCCUGAAGGAGCAAACCACCUGGUAAUAGUUUCCAUAUUUCACAUCAGAAAUUGGCACUAUUCCAUUUCUUGGGAAGGAGAGGAGAACUGGGGAUUGCAAGACCAUGAGGAAACCGUAGCUAAAAAUGAGAUAGAAAUGCAAGGAUAUCAGGACAUAGUGAGAUUCAGAACUUGCCAGUUAAACUGCUAGGGAAAAGUAAGAACUUUUCUUUCAAUGUUGAGAUUCCGAUUUUCACAAAUCUUCCUGACUUUCUGACCAUUGCCAGCACUGCUCAGGAGAGUGGGACAGCCAUGCAUAGGAACACAACUUCAUUUUUGUGGAAACCCUUUUGUUCAACCAGCACCUUUAGGGAAGAACAUCUGCUGGCCUAUACAUGACUCCAGGCCCUCAGAAAUCAAAGCUGAAAAUGCUGUGAGCAGGAAUAACAGCAUUUCUCAAGAAUGACUGCUGCGAUACUCACAUUGUGUGUAUGCAUUAAUGAUAAGCUCUCCCUUUGGAGACAAAACAGAAAUUGAUGGCAAGCUUUAGCAGGUCUGGCCUGCCUUUAGAAAUAUAGGCUGAACAAAAAUUAAACAAGCUUCUGAGGUUAGCUGCAAUUUCACUGUGACCUCAGUAGUCUUGUGUUAGAAUUCUAUUACGAAAGGACACUGUACAAAUUUCUGAAGAAGGGUCUAGGCCCAAAACGUCAGCCUUCCUGCUCCUCUGAUGCUGCUUGGCCUGUUGUAUUCAUCCAGCUGUACACCUUAUUAUCUUAGUUCAGAUUGUGUUACUGUGUAAUCUUACCAUCACUUACAGUGUGACAAUAAACAUCAUUUAACAGCUAUUAUUAAAGAAAUCUGGCCUGAGCUGAUGUGAAAGUGCCCACAUUACAACACAAUCCAACACAUGAUAUACAGGCACCGAUGUGGAGGAUUCAGUUUAUUGUAAAUAUGAAGUAAAUCAGAUUUAUUGGCGUUUGUUUAACAGUUCUGGAUUAGAGAGUACAGCAAAUAACAAUGUCAACAUGAGAAAUACGUUAAAAUGUUGAUU